CGAAGUGGGUAUGUGUUUUUCUAUAUCAAACUACUACUGUUCUUUGCUCAAGCUCUGUUGUGAAACCCGUAAUCAACUUCAAGCAAAGAAGCUCCAUUGCGUUAUACUAAAAACCCUAGUCGAUACCGAGACCUUUUUGCUCAAUAAUUUCAUCAGUAGUUACUAUAAACUGGAAAAUAUUGCUUAUGCACGCAAAGUGUUUGAUCAAAUUCCUCAACCGAAUCUAUUUUCAUGGAACACCCUGCUUUCAGCUUAUUCGAAAUCUGGGAACAUCUUGGAAAUGGAAAAGAUCUUUUAUAGCAUGCCAAAACGAGAUGGUGUGUCAUGGAAUUCAAUGAUUUCUGGUUACGCUUCUUUUGGUUCUUGUGAUAAAGCAGUGGCGUCGUAUAAAUUGAUGUUGAAAGAUGGAAAAGCUGUGAAUUUGAAUAGGAUUACAUUCUCGACUAUGCUUAUUUUAUCUUCAAACAAUGGGCUAAUUGGUUUAGGUAAGCAAAUUCAUGCUCAAGUAGUGAUUUAUGGGUUUGAGUCUUAUCUAUUUGUGGGUAGUCCACUGGUGGAAAUGUAUUCGAAAGCAGGUAUUAUAGAUGAUGCGAGAUGCGUUUUUGAUGGAUUGCCUGAAAGGAAUGUGGUACUGUAUAAUACAAUGAUUAUGGGUCUUCUUCGUUGUGGCAUGAUUGAAGCUUCAGAGCAAUUAUUUCAUUGUAUUCCAGAAAAAGAUUCAAUCACUUGGACAACGAUGGUUACAGGGUUUACCCAAAAUGGUUUAGAUAAAAAAGCAAUUGAUAUAUUCAGGGAAAUGAGGAUGCAGGGAUUGGGGAUAGACCAGUUUACCCUUGGAAGCAUUCUUACAGCUUGUGGAGGAAGUACCGCUCUCAAAGAAGGCUCUCAAAUUCAUGCUUAUAUCAUAAGGACCGAUAUUAUAGAUAAUGUGUACGUUGGAAGUUCGCUUGUUGACAUGUAUUUGAAGUGUAAACGCCUUACUUAUGCAGAAAGAGUAUUUAGUAGGCUGAAAUAUAAAAAUAUCGUAUCUUGGACUGCACUGAUAGUGGGUUAUGGCCAGAAUGGGCAUAGUGAAGCAGCAGUAAGGAUCUACUGUGAGAUGCAGAGAAAUGGCAUAGAGCCAGAUGAAUUUACACUCGGAAGUGUAAUAAGCUCAUGUGCAAAUCUUGCCAGCUUAGAAGAGGGUGCUCAAUUUCAUGGUCAAGCACAAGUAUCAGGUUUGAUUUCAUUUCUCACAGUUUCUAACGCCCUUGUGACCUUUUAUGGUAAAUGUGGAACCACUGAGAAAUCUAAUCAAUUGUUCGAUGAAAUGAAGAUAAGGGAUGAAGUGUCUUGGACUGCUUUGAUUUCAGGGUAUUCCCAAUUUGGGGAAGCCAAUAAAACAAUAAACUUGUUUGACAGAAUGUUGGCCAGUCACCUGAGGCCCGAUGGAGUAACUUUCAUUGGCGUCCUUUCGGCAUGCAGUAGGGCAGGACUAGUGGAAAAAGGACGCCAUUAUUUCAAGUCCAUGGUGGAAGAAUACAAAAUUGUGCCAGUUUCAGACCAUUACAGUUGCAUGAUUGAUCUAUUUAGCAGGGCUGGACAGCUUCAGGAUGCUAAAUGUUUCAUAAAUGAUAUGCCUUUCAGCCCUGAUGCAUUUGGUUGGUCUACGUUACUCAGCUCAUGCCGAUCUCAUGGUAACUUGGAUAUUGGUAAAUGGGCAGCAAAGUCUUUACAGGAAUUAGAGCCUCAGAAUCCGGCAAGUUAUGUGCUGCUAUCAAGUAUGUAUGCUGCUAAAGGCAAAUGGGAUGAAGUAGCUCAGUUGAGGAGAGAAAUGAAACAUAAAGAUAUAAGAAAAGAACCCGGUUUUAGUUGGAUCAAAUAUAAGAAUAAAGUGCACGUUUUCUCGGCCGAUGAUAGAUCAAGUCCAUAUUCAGAAAAGAUAUAUUCUGAGCUCGAAAAACUGAACUUUAAGAUGAUACAUGAAGGCUAUGUACCUGAUAUGAGGUUUGCUCUUCAUAACGUAGACGAGUCUGAAAAAAUAACAAUGCUUAAUCAUCACAGCGAGAAACUUGCUAUUGCUUUUGGAUUGUUAUUUAUUCCUCAGAACCUGCCGAUAAGAGUAGUAAAAAACCUCCGGGUAUGUGGGGAUUGUCAUACUGCAACUAAGUUCAUUUCUAAGAUAACACAAAGAGAGAUUCUUGUAAGGGAUGCUGUCCGGUUCCAUCUAUUUAAAAACGGAACAUGCUCUUGUGGAGAUUUCUGGUGAUGGUUUCGUCAGCCUGUUCUUGAACAUAUGAAGCACACUAUUUUGAGCUGAAAUUGGAAGCUAGAUUUCAAUGAGGCGACUAUUUACGCUAUUGACCUUAAAUGAUAAUCUAUUUCACAAAAUAACCUUCUAACAUGUUUCAUGGCGUUCUUGUAUAUGGAAGUGGCAUUCUUCUUUCUUAAGGUGGGACAUUUGUGAUCCUGUCAGAAAGUCGUGGAUUUAAAAGAAACUUGUCAGAAAGUCAUUUAACCAAAGGACAUGUAUAUGAGGACCUUUGGUGAAUGAAAUUUGCAGGCUUGGUGGUGAAGCUACAAACAUUGUCCAUCAAGAAUAAUGGAAGUGAAGGAAACUUGCAGUUUAGAUAGCCUGGAGUCACCGCAUUUGAACCUCCGUGGCCACAAGAGGAUUUUUAUUCUUCUUGGAUUUGAACCUGAGACCUCAUGGUACUUUUGACCUUUGGAGCCAAACUCAAACUCUUGGUACUUUGUAUGCUUUGCUAGAAUACUUGGUGGUUCUUCACUAUCCCUAAUAAGAUGAACAAUUAAAUGGAUAAUUCCAUAAGCAAAUUUUACAUGAAUCUCGAUCUUUUGGGUUCAUCGAAUGUUACAUUGAACUAAUUAAAAGAA
This is a messenger RNA of Cynara cardunculus var. scolymus (artichoke), 2874 nucleotides long. Its product is annotated as putative pentatricopeptide repeat-containing protein At1g68930. Gene Ontology annotation, molecular function: protein binding; zinc ion binding; RNA binding. The transcript is spliced from 2 exons. Gene Ontology annotation, biological process: RNA modification. Bases 11 to 2248 code for a protein of 745 amino acids. Lineage: Eukaryota; Viridiplantae; Streptophyta; Magnoliopsida; Asterales; Asteraceae. The record is from RefSeq and is a predicted model, not a curated record.